CCAUUUUGCCACUAUAUAAAUCCAAUCCUGUGCAUUCGUCACCAAGUCAAACGGCAAAUUUUUUCAUCCCUCGCGAUUUCGAAAGAAAAUGGCUCGUACAAAGCAAACUGCUCGCAAAUCAACCGGCGGUAAGGCUCCGAGGAAGCAGCUCGCCACCAAGGCGGCAAGGAAAUCUGCUCCUACUACUGGAGGAGUCAAGAAGCCUCACCGUUAUCGCCCUGGAACUGUUGCUCUACGUGAAAUCCGAAAGUACCAAAAGAGCACUGAGCUUUUGAUCCGCAAGUUGCCAUUCCAGCGCCUUGUUCGUGAAAUCGCUCAAGACUUCAAGACUGAUUUGAGGUUCCAGAGCCACGCUGUGCUUGCACUUCAGGAGGCUGCCGAGGCUUAUCUUGUAGGUCUGUUUGAGGACACCAACUUGUGUGCUAUUCAUGCUAAGAGAGUCACCAUCAUGCCUAAGGAUAUCCAGCUCGCUAGGCGAAUCCGCGGUGAACGGGCUUAAGUUUUUCCCUGAUUGGAUGCAUUAGUUCAUUGGAUUUGAUACAAUUAGUGUAGGUUCUGUAGCUUCAAUUCAAUGAAGGGUUUCGAUACUAUUAAACUAUUGUGGAAAGGUUAAUUGAAGUACAGCGGACAAGUUUUUAUGUGAAUUCGACCUUUAAUUUGGGUUCUUUUA
Populus nigra (black poplar) is the source of this 670-nucleotide messenger RNA. Its product is annotated as histone H3.3. The transcript is spliced from 4 exons. Bases 89 to 499 code for a protein of 136 amino acids. The record is from RefSeq and is a predicted model, not a curated record. NCBI's taxonomy places the organism in Eukaryota, Viridiplantae, Streptophyta, Magnoliopsida, Malpighiales, Salicaceae. Gene Ontology annotation, molecular function: DNA binding; protein heterodimerization activity; structural constituent of chromatin. Gene Ontology annotation, cellular component: nucleosome.